Messenger RNA from Achroia grisella, 1844 nucleotides. RefSeq lists its product as uncharacterized. Bases 110 to 781 code for a protein of 223 amino acids. The record is from RefSeq and is a predicted model, not a curated record. NCBI's taxonomy places the organism in Eukaryota, Metazoa, Arthropoda, Insecta, Lepidoptera, Pyralidae. The transcript is spliced from 5 exons.
CCCCGCUACGUCGAGUAUAAAAGACUUUGUAAAGCUGCCGCGCGCUAUAUUACAACUGUGCGUCUGUGAUUUUUCCCGCCGCGAUAUUUAUUUAAUUCUUCCAUAAAAGAUGCAGACGUGGCUACUGCUCGCGUGCGCAACAGCACUUGCCACGCUGGCCUUCGCACAGAAGCCAGGACGCUUCCUUUCGCUUCCUGUACCCCAAAAAUGCGCUAGCAGACCAAAGCAGUUCUUCUACAGAGGCCAUCAUUACUUCUACAGUGGGCGAGUGCCGGCGCUCGCUAAUAGGAAAGUAGAUUGGUUGGAUGGCAGAAAUAUUUGCCGCGAAUACUGCAUGGAUCUCGUCUCUAUGGAAACGCAAGAGGAGAAUAAUCUGAUCUUCCAACUCAUUCAGCAAAAUGAUGUGCCUUACAUUUGGACCUCUGGUCGUCUUUGCGACUUCAAGGGCUGCGAAUCACGAAAAGAUCUCGAGCCCAAGAACAUAUUCGGAUGGUUCUGGUCUGCUAAUAGAGAAAAGUUGGCUCCUACCAACCAGAUCCCCAAAGGUUGGGGUUACAAUCCGUGGUCUCAGACAGGUCACAAGAAACAACGCCAACCUGACAACGCUGAAUUCGACAUCAACGGCACCACGGAGUCCUGCCUGAGCGUCCUCAACAACGUAUACAACGACGGCAUCGCGUGGCACGACGUCGCCUGCUACCAUGAGAAACCAAUCGUGUGCGAAGACUCCGACGAGCUCCUCAGUUAUGUUGCGAGCACCAACCCAGGACUUCGUCUGUGAUUUGUUAAUACUUAAGUAUUUAUACGAUACUCAAAACAUUACAGUGACAAUAAAAAUCUAAUGUAAGUAGUUAGUACUGCGUGAGCGUAUCACAAUUCAGCCCGGUACACACAGAGUGAUUACCUACCAACGUGACUUUGGAAUAUUCGCCAUGGCCAAAGACAUGAUCAUUUUAUUCCAUCCAUAAGGACAUUUUACUAACCAACUACAUUUGAUAUAUUUAUGUGAAACUAUUAUUUCGACUAGGUACAGUAAAAAUUCCAGUCUUCAUAGAGUUAUUAGAGUGAGAUAGAAACAGUAAUUCGCUCUAUGUUUAUCUGGCACAUGAAGUGAUAGCAGUUGUCUAAUUACGUAAAUCAUUCUAAAUUCAAAGCAUCGUUUCUCAAUUUGGAGUCGGUCCUAUAUAUUAAAGGACGCAAUGUGUUAAUAAACAUAAUCUGAAAAAAAUAUAAUGGAGGGGUUACAAAUUUUUAUAUUAAUUUCUUACUAUGUGGUGGUUCGCGGCACGGCACCAAAUAAGUUGAGAAACUAUAUCUUAGAGCAUUCGACAUAGAAAACGCGAUGUACCUACCUAUAGAUUGCGCUUUCCGAUCUACCAAAAUACCGAUUAUAAAACCUACCCGAUAACAAUUAAUUUUAUUUUCCUUAUCUAUGCACAUCAAUUUUUUUAUUUAAAAUAUAGUAUUCACAUACGCAGAAAAUUUUGUAGAGCUCAAACAUAAUUAUAUUUUAAUACAAAUUGAUUUUAUUCAUUAAAUCUCUCCGUCGUGAACGGCAAACCUUCAAGUAAAAAAAGUAAUUUGUCAUUCGAAACGAAAGACUUGAACUACAAAUUUAGCAAAUUUAAAUAUAAGUAAUAAAAUAUAACACGGUACAAUAUUUAUUUAUUGGAGCAAUAUAAACUUGCCAUAUGCAUAACAUUGUAUCUUCUCUGUCACUCUCUGUACUGCCUAUUGUCAAUCGUACAAAUUGUACAGAAUACUAAUUUAAGAUAUAUGUAAGUUACUAGGUUUAUUUACCUAAUGGAAUUUCUAUUUGUAUAUAAAUAUAAAAGUUAUUGAUA